This is a messenger RNA of Gordionus sp. m RMFG-2023, 1539 nucleotides long. Its product is annotated as ATP-dependent DNA helicase pif1-like. Gene Ontology annotation, biological process: DNA repair; telomere maintenance. The record is from RefSeq and is a predicted model, not a curated record. Gene Ontology annotation, molecular function: DNA helicase activity. NCBI's taxonomy places the organism in Eukaryota, Metazoa, Nematomorpha, Gordioida, Chordodea, Parachordodidae.
AUGUUACUGGGCCUAAAUGCUUUGAAGAUCUACGCUCUUUUAAUGGAAUUAUCAGUAACACUUUUAAAGAUGCAUGUAUUCGACGUGGUCUGUUAUCAGAUGAUGCGGAAUGGAACCAUUAAAAUAUCACCAGAGCUGGAUAACCUUAUCACCGAAAAUCUCGCGCUAUGCCACAUCAAUCAAAUUUUGAUUCAAAAUGGUAAAUCUCUUAAGGAUUUUUUGGGAAUGCCUAUCCCUUUAUUAUCCACCCAAUCUCCAUCUGCUACAGCUAAUAUUAGGUGUCACCUUAUUCGGGAGGAAAUUUCCUACGAUACUGAUGAUAUGUAUAAAAAAUAUUUGGCUAACUACAAUUUAUUUAAUCGGGAUCAAAAUAUUAUCUAUGCCAAAAUUAUGUCCUUGCCCUCCACUCCAUCCCAUAAUUUAUUUUUUAUAGAUGGUCCUGGUGGUACUGGAAAAUCAUUUCUAUUAAAUACAAUAUUAUUUAACUUGAGAGCUCAAGGUAAAAUUGCUAUAGCUGUUGCAUCAUCUGGCAUAGCUUCAACUCUUCUUCAUAAUGGCCGUACUGCACAUUCACGUUUCAACAUCCCCUUAAGUAUUCAUGAAAGUUCCUCAUGUAAUAUUCCUUACCAAAGCCAAAUAGCUGAAUUGAUAAGACAAUCGGUAAUUAUAAUAUGGGACGAAAUAUCAAUGACUCAUAAACAUAUAUUCGAAGCCGUGGAUAGGUCAUUUCAGAAUAUAAUGAAAUUAGACAAACCGUUUGGUGGUAAAAUUAUUAUUUUUGGCGGAGAUUUUAGACAGAUUUUACUUGUUAUUAAACGUGGUGGAAGAUGCGACAUUGUUAACUCAACCUUAAAACGAUCCUAUUUAUGGUCGCAUAUAGUGCCAUUAAGACAAUACAAUACGCCCUUUAAAACAUCAUUUGCUCAAAAUGCAAUCCUGACCCCUAAAAACGUAGAUGUCGAUUCUAUAAAUAUUAAAUUGAUUAACAAAAUUCCGGGAGAUUUAAUUACAUACAUAAGUUCUGAUAAAACGAUAACCGAGGAUGAAGCGACGUUUUAUCCCACUGAAUUUUUAAACUCUUUAACUAUAUCAGGAUUACCACCUCACAAACAUUUACUCAAAGUCGGGGUACCUAUAAUAUUAAUGCGUAACUUAAUCUGUGGUUUGAAUAAUAUGACUAAAUUGAUUAUAACUUCUUUGCUACCAAAUAUAAUUGAGGCGGAAUUUGUUUCUGGUAGUUUUCUCAGUACUAAAGUUCUCAUUCCUAGAAUAAGUUUAAUUCCUACAGAUUCUGGCUUGCCAUUUUCCUUUAAGCGCCGCCAAUUUCCCGUGAGACCUGCUUUUGUCAUGACAAUUAAUAAAGCUCAGGGACAAACGUUGAACAAAGUUGGCAUCUAUUUACCUCAUCCUGUUUUUUCACAUGGACAGCUAUAUGUGGCUAUGUCUCGAGUUUGUUAUCCUCAUAAAUUAAAGAUUAUAACCAAUGAUAAAACAAAGACUACUACCAAUGUGGUAUAUCAUGAGGUUAUAUCCGAUUAA